CAGGUGGCGCAAAAUCGCCCCCACUUUUACAAGAACGAGACACACACACACACACACUGUUGCACACUUGUUCGCUGUUCGUCACGCACAAUCACGCACUAUUUUGAUCAGUCGAGAGAGACCAUCGAAGAUUUUUGUACACACUGCUGCGCUGCGCUCUUUGCCUCUUUUCCUUCUCUCUCGUCACUGUGCUGUCUUACUUGCUCAUGCGUCGUUACGUCCACGGUUUAACGUAUGUAUCGUGCGAGGACACGUGCAAAUAAUAAUAUUUCAUGUGUACAUACACGCUAGUCGCUGCGCCUCACUUUUAACGUAAACAUCGAGUGAAAACCGUCGUAGUGAGCGACCGAGCACGCGUUGUUGUUUUGCGAACGGCAAAGAGAAAAGAAAGAGAGGGAAGGACGUGAGAGAAAGAAAGACCGACGUAUCUCCGUUGUUUUCGUUCUCGCGAUCCGCAAUUCCGCAUAUUCUAGUACUCUCUCGCUCUCUCUCUCCCUCCCCGUGCACCACCACGUCAUCGUUGUAACCGUGAACAAUAAACAGAAGCGGCUAAGCUUGUAUGUUUUGUCCCGUUGAUGAUCCGGGCUGAUACGGUUCUCGUUGAUUAGAUCGAGCACUGUCGCCGACCGGAGAGACUCGGAUUCCGAGAUUUCGUUCCGUUUUCUUGCGACAUCGAUCGUCCGCGAAACACUUGGCCGUAGCCGCUAACGAAACAAUCGGCGACAACGUUGUUUUUCUUAUUUUUUGGUCACGUGUGUAAAAGAAAGGGAGAAGAAAAUACAGAAGUAAGGAGUGAGAAGAUUCUUUUUUUUUGUACGCGAUUCGCUGAUAUUGCCGGAAGGAUGCACGUCGCUUGCAAGUGUCUAAACAUUUCCAUCAGGUCCAGGGGCGCCGAGCUACAAGGAGUCAAUGUUGAACUAACUGACCUAGAGCGCGCCGAUGCUUUCUUUCACGAGGAUCUGGCAAGCAUACCAGAAUUGGAAACUAUUACUAAAGAACAACCAGGGUUAGUGGAGAUAAGAAAUGUCGGAUCUUGGAUCGUACAUCGUUGUUACAAUUGCUCAAUGUAUACUCAUGCAGUCCACAGGGAAUAUGGUGCCGCUUUAGUUCUCAUUAAUAGCAAUAUUGCCCUAUGUUCGGAGGAGAUAAAUAGAUUAAAAUCUAAUCCAGAUUACAGUCCAGUAUUUAGAAUAAUAAUUAAUCACAAUUUGGAAGAUCUGGACGACUAUCUACAGCAAUCUAAUAAAUUUUCCGUUUCGCAAUUACCUAACACAGUUCAGGUGACCCUAAGUGAAUUGCAACGGCAGCUGGAAGAAGCCGUGCAACGUCAGACAUCGGUGAUAGAGGAUAAAAUACGUGCAUUUACCACGGAGCAGUAUCAGCUGCUGGAGAAGUUUCGCGAAAGAACGCAUAACGAGCAUAGACUGUUGUCAAAAUUAGUGUAUAGAGGAGAGGAGACGAAUAGAGUAACCAAUAACAUAGAAACCCCACCGACAACUCCCGACAACUAUCAAAAUGCCUUGACUACCUCCGUAGCUAAUACGACGAAUCUGAGGUCCAAUGUAACGUCUAGCGAUACGAAAACUUCUAUUGGCUCAUGCUCCAAACAUGAGACAACAGUUAGACAUUCAUCCAAAGAUUCUAUUAACAGAGAAAAUAGUACGAGGAAGAAGAAUCCAUCUGCUUGCAUUAAGGAAUCGAUUAGUCUCGAUGCAGAAACGUUGUUUCCUUUCGAAGGAAUAGAGGAUGUAGAUGCAGGCAGCCAAUCGUUUCUCUGGUCUUCGGAGGAGGGAUCCGAUACCGAUGAUGCCGAUCAGAAUGAAGAGAUCCGCAUGCCCAAAGGUCAACGGGACAGUCAUACUACGCUAGCUAAAUCGCUUCCAGUUACCGUACCUGCUUUCACUUCGAUUAUUCGUCGUACAAUGCAGGACCAAGACGACGAUCAGUUGCCAAAUGACCCGCUAGAUCCGCACAAUAUUCGAGCUUCGAUUAAAGCUUUAGCCAAGAGCGUCCAUGGUGAUACGGUAUUCGGAGAUUUACCACGACCCCGAUUUUCUACUCAGAUCUGAUCCAUCGAGAUUUGUAACGAGGAACGUCCUACGCUCAGUACCUCCCAGUGCUUUUGAUACAAUAUAUCAUAACUCUUUUCAUUAAUCAUCAUUUGUCUUUCAUACAAAAGACUACAAAAGAUUUCUGUAUACAAACGUACGUAGAAUAAAUACGGUCGGUUCUGUAAUACGGAACACCCUGUACGUAUUUUGUAGAAAUCCGGGAGGAUGCCUUAAUUUAGGAAUUUUAGCUAUUUAGACCAGUUAAGUGAUGCACACGUACAUUGCACGAGCAUCGCAAUGUAUUUACUGCAAGGAUUUUAUACGCUACCUAAAUCGGAGAUCACGCAACUGCAUAAAAAUCUUAACAAACGUGAAAGAACGUGCAUUUAAAAUAUCCGUGUGUGAUUGCCUAACUAUUUAAAAAAUGCUGUAACUCUCAUUUUGAUAUGAAGCCACUCAACGAUGUAUAUGCUGUAAAAAAACAACACAUUUCUAUGUUAUUAUUAUCCCUUCUCCUACAAACUAUAUCAUGGAACAAUAUAAUAAUUACUUAACUAUUACAUACACAUAAUGCAGCAAUUUGUAGUGAAGAUUAUGUUGUGUUACUUCGCAUUGUUAAUAUUUGAAAAUUGUUACGAAUAUUUGUAUUAUAAUUCUUUUUUCCUCUUGUAUUGAAAAGCACCAUUGAUGAAUGGAAAAGUGAUGUCAAUUAUUGAUAUAGAUACCUUUUUCGGGAAAGGAGGGGUAAACAAAUUUAUAUAAUUAACAUCAUGGAAAAACUUAGCACAUAAGUGUUACAAUUACAAUUAUCGUAAGAGAGAGAAGAUUUAUAAAUUAUAAUUUCUUAUGUAGAAGUUAUACACAAUUAUAUAUAUUAUAAAGGGUCUAAUGCAGAUAUUAGAAAUGCUAUGUGUUAAAUGACACUAUAAAUGCUUCUGACAUUAUAUAUUUUAUUAUUAUAGCUAACUUCGAAAAUAUUUCUUCCUUUACAUUUUGAUGUAUUGAUUCGAUAACCAAAUAUUUAGUUAAGCAGUGUGCAAGAACUAAAUAAAAUAUUUUUUUG
Messenger RNA from Ooceraea biroi (clonal raider ant), 3114 nucleotides. It is a transcript of the gene PRAS40, whose product is annotated as Proline-rich Akt substrate 40 kDa. Gene Ontology annotation, biological process: negative regulation of protein kinase activity; negative regulation of TOR signaling; neurotrophin TRK receptor signaling pathway. Gene Ontology annotation, cellular component: cytoplasm. The record is from RefSeq and is a predicted model, not a curated record. NCBI's taxonomy places the organism in Eukaryota, Metazoa, Arthropoda, Insecta, Hymenoptera, Formicidae.